Penicillium oxalicum is the source of this 2061-nucleotide messenger RNA. RefSeq lists its product as uncharacterized. The record is from RefSeq and is a predicted model, not a curated record. The coding region runs from base 1 to 2061 and encodes 686 amino acids. The transcript is spliced from 8 exons. Gene Ontology annotation, molecular function: DNA-binding transcription factor activity, RNA polymerase II-specific; zinc ion binding; RNA polymerase II cis-regulatory region sequence-specific DNA binding. Gene Ontology annotation, biological process: DNA-templated transcription; regulation of transcription by RNA polymerase II. NCBI's taxonomy places the organism in Eukaryota, Fungi, Ascomycota, Eurotiomycetes, Eurotiales, Aspergillaceae. Gene Ontology annotation, cellular component: chromatin.
AUGAAGCCCGCCGAGAAGCACUUUCGCUGCACCAUAUGUCAGCGGGGCUUCACGCGCAUUGAUCAUUUGAAGCGGCAUCAUCUCAGACAUUCCGGCUUGAAACCCUAUUCCUGCGUGUUCUGUACCGAAUCCUUCGCGCGAUGCGAUAAUCUUCGGGAUCACUACACCGACUGUAGAGAGCGCGGCGAUCGCAAAAUCCCUGAGACGGGUCAAAGAGGCCGACGGCGACAUGCAUGCCAAUCGUGCACCGCGAUGAAAUUGCGCUGCGACGGCAACACACCAUGCGAAUCCUGUGUGAAAAGAGGCUUCAUUUGCGAGAAUGCAAAUGGGCCAAGCCCCGCUCCUAGUACGGAGGAUGGGAAACACUCGCCGAACCCACGAAGACCACCGUUAUGCAGACAACCAUCGGAUCGCGGGUCGAUCAAAUUCUUGCUGAACGGCGGCACCGAAUCAUUCACCGAGGGAUUCAGACUACCUCCACGGAACGAUGUGGAACGGAGUAUGGUCUGUAACAACAAAACUCCGCUGGAAGAGAGCAGCCCGGACGGGGAGAUUUUUCAAUCCAUGGGCAUGGGCAUGCAGGGAGAUCAGGCCGGUCUCCCUGCCAAUUUUGGGGGAACCGAUCUCAACAACCUCCCAUUCUUCCAAGACACUUUCUUGGACUUCUUUAAUGGACCUUUCGGCGAUGGGCAUAAAAAUGUAGACGGCUCGUAUCCGGCUCAGGCUACCUACACGGGCAAUUUUGCUACACCGACACCCAACGGACACUUGGCCCUGUCCGGACAGACGACGUUGUUUGAACCCGAACAGCCUUUCGCGAUGGCUUUAGUCCAAUCAAUAUUGGCGCGCGUCUGGACAUUACCCUUGGAUGCCAAGUCACAAGAGGAGAUUUCGGCGAAUCUGGGGUUUCUGCUUACGACGGCCCGCGUGCGCAAAUUCGUCUCGCUUUACUUUAAAUACUGGCAGCCAAGCUGCGCCAUGAUUCACAUCCCGACUUUCAACUUGGAGACUGUUGGGACGCCGUUGUUGGCCGCAGUGGCGUUUUUCGGAGCCAUGUACAGCUCUGACCCAAGGGAGGCACACUUGGCGAAGCGAAUGCUGGACAUCGCUGAACUGUACAUAUUCUCCAGCCACAUGUAUUCACGCGAGUUUGAGGUUGCAGGCACCUACGCGGGGCUUCAAAGUCCCGGGGACGAGCUCACCGAUUGGACGAAAUUCCAAGCGUUUCAGGCCGGCUUCGUCAUCCUGAUUGUUCAAUACUGGGCGGGGAGCCGUUCGUCAAAGAACCGGGCAAUGGAGAAUCGGUUCAGCGAGGUUUUGAAGGUCGCCCGCCGUCUGAAUCUUGUCAAGGUCCGGCAUGUGCUGGACGAGGAACAGUUUGAUGAGCAAUUGUGGAUUCAAAGGGAGUGCCGUAUACGGACCAUUAGUCUCAUGUCCUUGUUGGACUGUGCUUUUUUCUUCUAUCAAAACUAUCCGUGCCGUCUGACUCAUUCUGAAUUGGAGAGCGAAUUGCCUUGCGAAGAAGCCUUGUUCCGAUCUUCACAUCCCUUUCAGGAUCCAAAUUUUCGAUUCACACGCGACCUGUCGAUUUUUCAGGCCUUUCAGCAUAUGUUUGAAAUAUCCCCGCAGGGUAGCCCUGCACCUUCGCCAUCUAUGCCUCGCUUCCAGCUCACCAUUUUGGAUAUGUUCAUUGUCAUUCACGUUCUGUUCGCUUUUAUCAAUACACACAUGAGCCUUGUGGGCCUGAUCAGACGCCAGGCUCUUGUCAUUCAGCCCACGCAGGCGGAGGGCGGAUGGAACAAGAGCAUGAUCCCCGAGGACUCGAUUCUAGGUUCAAUCCGUACAGCCUUGAACCGCUGGCGCGACUACUGGAUCGCCCUCAGCCGCCAAAUUCCAAAGGAUGAAUGGGCUUCAAUGGGCUUCUACAAGAACGGGUACAAUUUCUGGCUAGUGUCACAAUUGCUGAUCACCAAGAAGGACGCCGUGGAUGUGAUUAUGCAAAUGGAAGUGCACUGCGAAGACAAGCUUGAGAAGUUGAAGGUUCUAUUGCAGGAUGAAUAA